GGAACCCUGGUACCCACGAGGUUUAAGAUGGAGAAAGUUGGAGGAGAGGGUUGGGGUUGAAAAGGAAAAGGGCAAUUAUGCUAAUCACGAGGAAAUUACAGUCGAGCGAGGAACGUCAUGGGCUUCCCCUUCUAGAGCUUCCUUCGACGAAUACAAAACUCGGGGUAACCCGCAGGUGCUACCUGCUCAGCUAGCCUCUCUCUGUUUGGGUAGUCCCUCAGCUUUGCCACCGGGAAUUUGGGCGCUUGAUCAUAAGUUUGAGCUUACUCCUACCGCUACCAAAGGGUCGAUUGGUAUGAUAGCACGACUCUUCCAUAAUGUCGGCUCUUAAUCGUGCCCUCGUCUCCGUCGUCGCCAUCGUGGGCGUCGGCAGAGUUUCGGCUAUCCCCUAUAACACCUUUGACGGAGAAGGGUUUCCUGCUUGUCAUGAUGUCGCACUCGUCCACAAUGCUACGAGCGUGGAUGAUAUCGUCCAGAUAGUAAAGGAUGCCCCCGCCAAAGGGACACCUGUAAGGGCCUCAGGCAAGGGCCAUAUGUGGUACGAUACUAUGUGUUCAGACAACCCGGACACGGUCAUCAUUCGCACGGAGAACGUAAAUAAGAUUUCGAAUCUAGUGCUCGAAGAGGGCGCUGAGACAGGGACGGUGGAAAUAGAGGCCGGUGUGACAUUCCUCCAGCUUGCCGAAUAUCUCCACAACAACGGUGCCUCGAUGGGGUAUACGUUAGUCAAUUGGAACAUCACCAUGGCUGGUGCGGUGGCGAUGGGCGGACACCGCUCUGCGGUCCGUGAGGACUCGAUGGUCGCGGCUGGUGUGCUGUCAUUAGAUAUCGUCAAUGGCAACGGAGAUAUCGUGACUAUCGAGCGCGACGAGUCUAAUGACGACUGGCUUGCUGCUUCGACGUCUUUGGGGCUGCUCGGUGUCAUUGUUCGCAUGAAAUUCAAAAUCUACCCAGACUUUAAGGUCUUCGCGAAACAAGAGACCCUGGACGAAGACGAUGUUCUCAAUGGCGACAUUUAUGGACUGGUUGCACCCUAUGCUACAGCUAAUUUCUGGUGGUGGCCGUACAUGAAGAAGUUCCAUUGGCGAUACUACGACAAGGUUCCGCUCACCCUGAGCAACCAGGAAGGAUUCCAGAACACCUUCUCUAUAACAGAUACGGAGGCGUUUGUGGCAAAAUCCACCCUGGAGAGCGGGAAAUACCUAGCGACUUCCAACAUGUUCUUCGAGACCACUGCGUUCGCCCUAUGGUCCGCUCCGAACUUCCGCGAGAAGACGACUCAAAAGACAAUCACACAGUGGCCUGUCUACGGUUGGAACUACGACGUAUUGAUUGGCGGCCUUUAUCCGGAUCAAAAUCCAGAGUGGGAAUACGGCCUGCACGGCGCCACCCUCGAAUUGGCGUUCCCUAUCACAUUGGCCAACCAGAUGCUCAAGCGCGUACGAAAGGCGUUUGACGAUGAAGCAAAGAAGGGCAUUAUUAUGACAAGCACCUACCGCAGUGGUAUCAAUAUUAAAUUUGGAAAGCCUUACUACGACUUGUUAGGCCAGGUCACGUACAACACAUCCGACGGCGCCGAUUGGACGAAGGGCGCUAUCAUGUUCGACUUCCCGUCGUUCAAACCCACCAUCGGCGACGGGAAGCGUUUCAACGAAGAGUUCUACCCUCGAUUAGCCAAGACGCUUAUCGACGAGUUCCCAGCCAGACCUCACUGGACGAAGAACACGCGAGAGGUGUUUGGCAACGCGACGAAGAAUCUGGAUCCGGACCACCUGGCGAGGUUCAAGGCUGUGCGCGAGAAGUUUGAUCCGAAGGGCAUCUUCAAGAGCGUGAUUGGGGAGAUCUUGGGUUUCUAUAGUUAGAUGAGUUGGGCUAAGAUCGUUCUGGUGUGUCUUGCCGUUAGUAUCAUAUGCGAUGCUUGCUUACUUGCUUUGAUACUAGGGACCGUCAGUAUAUAUAUAGGUAGCUUAUGAUAUGAUGUGGUUACGGAUGAUAAUAUUAAUGAUAGGUCAUUAAGGGGUUUAAAUAGCAGGAUAUGUUGCCUUGCCUACGUUGUACCAAUUACCCCUAUUAAGUUCAUUCGGCUGCCUUGGUACCUCUAUAGGCAGCUUUAUAAUAUUCAUACUCUUGUGAUAUAAGAAGACAAAUUCCAACUGAAACUUGGUAAUAGAGAACGUAACAAAUUCUGAAUCCCGCGGUGUAGGCGCUUUGACUCCUCAACCCAUUUCCCAGGCAAGUUGCCAUGGUAAAUCUCCACGGUGAAUAACAGGUAAGAGGUGCGCCUAGCGGAUCAACCCUACCGCAGCUAAAUUGUCCAUAGUUUCGGCCGUUAUUGCAUGGGGUAUCUCCCGGGCAUUUGGAUGCCAGAGCAACGAACUCUUUAUAAGGUGUUUAUUUACCUUAGGUACCUACUAUUUCGUUCUCAUGAGUGUUCAGAAAAAAAAUUACAUUCUUCCCCUUCUUCUCUCGACAUCUGGAAUUUCAUAGU
Messenger RNA from Daldinia caldariorum, 2488 nucleotides. RefSeq names its product FAD-binding domain-containing protein. The record is from RefSeq and is a predicted model, not a curated record. Lineage: Eukaryota; Fungi; Ascomycota; Sordariomycetes; Xylariales; Hypoxylaceae. Gene Ontology annotation, cellular component: membrane. The transcript is spliced from 6 exons. Gene Ontology annotation, molecular function: FAD binding; D-arabinono-1,4-lactone oxidase activity. Bases 318 to 1862 code for a protein of 514 amino acids.